CUUUGUGCUUUUUGUACUUCGGAACAGAUAAACAACCCAGUGAGCAGCGAUCGACCAAUGCAACACCAACAACAAGGCGAAAUAGUGGGGAACGAGGUCAAUUCAAAAGGGUUCUAAACCAAACAGAUACAACACACACUGACAACACUGACACGUUGAAAAUAUCGAGGGAUUUCUUCCAACAGGAAUUCCACGCAGAAAUGGAAGAUAUGAAACGUGUUGUACAAUUCUUCUGCACUGUUGUAACUCUAGGUUUCUUUUCGACUGGAGCUCUUACAUGUCUGAAAAUCCGAAGACAGAUGUCAGUUGGAGACGUGAAUGCUAUACCAUUUGUAAUGACAGCAUUGAACUGCAUUCUUAACAGUGGCUAUGGAGUUGUAGUGGAUGACGCAACAUUGUUUUUCGUCAAUGGCAUUGGGGCAUUGAUGCAUUUGGUUUAUAUUGCUGUUUUCUUCAUGUACCUUGAUGAUACCUCUGCUAAGAAAAAAUACAUUAAGAUAAUCGGAGCUGCUGCCGCGGUGUUGGCAGCCGCGUCUUUCUUUAUCGCCUACAAAUCGCAGUACUGCAAUCAAAAAGACAAUCUUGGAGUGACGUGUAAUAUUGUGACAAUCCUGAUGUUUGCAUCACCAUUAUCAACCUUGGGUAAGGUUAUACGAACAAAAAGCACAUCUUCGAUUUCUUUCCCCCUGUCUUUUAUGGUUGUUUUGGUGUCGGUCAGUUGGCUGUCCUAUGGGUUGUUACUAGGAGACAUCUAUGUCCAGAUUCCGAAUUACAUUGGUGCUGCUUUGGGUGUAAUCCAACUCUCACUGUUCUUCAUCUACCCAUCAACUGCCAGUAAAAUUCACGACGCUGUGGUCUAGUGGUCUUCUCUAGAGGUGGAAGGUCACAAGUUCGACUAACUUUUCCUUUUGCUUGCAACACAAAGUUUUUGCCUCAUUCAUUAUUUGUUCAUAAAUCAGCUAAUUUUAAGACAUGUAGAGUAAUGAUGUAGAAGGUGAGGAAUAAAUACUUCUGGGCGGUAGGUCUAUUUUUUAUUUUAAGUGCGCAAUCAGAUUUUAUCAGUUUUUGGCCCGUCAUCUCAAAUAAAGUAUUUCUGCAUUGUUUUGUGGGUGCGGCUUAUAAUCAAGGGCGGCUUAACUGCAGGGGCGUCGUAGCUGGGGGCAGGGAUAGGCACUUGCCCCCCUUUAUCAUCGACCAUUCGGCAAUUUGUCAGAAAUUUCGUAUAUGCUUAGCAAAAUAAAUUUUGUAGUUUAUAGAAAAGGAAGGAAGUUCAAAGGAACUAAUCUGUAUAAUUUCUAUAAAAAGGGGUAUAUAAAGAAAAAAGUUUUCCGAAGACCGUGAAUUUCAUGGUUAUUUAUUUUACAGUCUGCCUAUCCAAGUCUGUACAGGUUCAUUUGCACAGGAAAUGGCAAGCUUGCCUAUUUGCAUUACUAAAUUUGAGUGCCCUAUUUUAAAGCUAAAGCGUGUAAGAAACAGGCUGCGAUCAACAACGGGCCAAGAGAGGAUAAAUGAAUGCUCAGCCUGAAUCAUCUGACAUUCAGUUAUGAUGAAGUACUCAGCAAGUUUGCUGACACACCUAUUGUUAAAGAGACUUCUUAUGUACUAAAAAUCGUGCAGUUCGUUUUCUUGGAUUCUUAAGAUUUUAGUUAUUGUAAGAUUCACUGUUCAUCACAGAUACUGAUUACUGAUGAUUAUGUUUAUCUAAUGUUCGAAUUCAAAUGCUGGCUUUGCUCUGACAGAUAUGUUGAAAUCAGUAAAAUGUUGCUGGAAAAGUUACAUAUUGUUUGCCAUGUCUUUCUGCAUUUAAAAAACUGCGCAGGUGCUUGAAGAAGUCAUAAUUUUAAUUUAUACCCGUUCUCGGAAAAUAUGCAAGCUCUUUCCCCACUAAGAGUCACUGCUCACGUCGCCCCUGUGCUAAAUGUUUUAAUGAACCCAAUUUGUUGCGGCUUGCGAUCGAGGGGUAUGUGGCCACAAUUAUAAAAAUAGUUUUUGAGAAUUCACCCUCAAGAACUGUCCUACGGAGGAGAUUUCCCUUCCCAUCAUUCCGAGCAACGCACGUGCCAUCAAAAAUUUUGAACUUGUUUAAAAACAACAUGGCUUCCAAAUAAUUUCUUAUCGACGUCUGGUGUACUUUUCCUGGUAGAAAUAUCCUAAACAAUCAUCUUCGAGGCAAUUGAAGAUAAUCAACACGGUGUUCUUAAUUGUUUUAGAUUUGUGCAUAUAGGACAUCAUUGGUCAUGCGAGGGAGGCCUCUCUUUAAAGACAAUCAACGAGAGGCGAAGAUGGCGGCCAACCAAAGCCUUUUAGAAAACAAAGUCUCGUUGGGAUCCUGUGUUUCUGGAAAAGAAUCCAUUCAUCGAUGGUAGAAGAGUGGCAGCAGAGAGAGCAUGAUGAAGAACAGGUGGAUGCUGAUUUGGAUGGACAGAGUUGAAUAACUUAAGUAUCUGAUUUUAUAUCUUGUAAGUUAUUUUAUUUAUUGACCCAGGGCUUUUCCUACGCAUGUGUCCUAGGGGAGGGGGGGGAGGUGGCUAAAUAGAGUGGUUAAAUGUCUGCAGUGAUGUCAAUCAUCUAAUAAUCAAAAGGGGUUUAAAGGGGCUUCCUUGCGAUUUAUUUCAAUUUUAGUUUCUUGAAAUCAAAAUUGUAGCACAAUUCGAAUGCAACACUUUUCUAGAAACAUUAAAGAGGUAUUAACAUAUGGCGAUUAACUGUGCUACCUCUAGAUUUCUAGAUAUUUGAUAUUCCUUCCUUCCACCACGAUGUCAGCCCCACAUACCUUCACAAUGGCUACCACUAUACUCCACUGUACACACCCUCACCUUAGCUACACUACCAGAGUUUCACUCAGGCAUCACAGAAAAAAGGGGAUUUAGAAGCUAAGAAAGAGCCUUGUGACUAGGUGUAUUUAAUUCAUUACAUUUUGGGCAAAAGAUGAGGGGGCUAGUAGCCCCCAGCCGCUUGUUCCAUGAUGCAUUAGUUAAUUUCUCUCCAUAUUGGAAAAGUCAUCUGGUCUUCUUGCUAGUUAAUAAUCGAGAGUUUUUUAAUUCAAAUGAUUGCACAAGAUUUCGAAUAAAUAUUCUUGAGCUUCAUUGUGUGAAAAAUGCAAAUGCCUUCUGGAAAUUUCUGGAGUCUCGGUUUCCCCUGUCCUUAUUAUUAUAAUUGCCAAAAGUUUGUUUCCUAAAUUAACAUUUUGUAGAACGCUUAAAAUUGCAGUUUUCAAUUAAAUUUUUAUUAUUAGCCUAAAAGUGAUUUUCCAAAGUUUCACCCCAGCCUAUUGCAGCGGAUUGUUAAUAAAGUUAUAUGUGAUUGCAAUAGUUUUUUAUAUGCUCGUUAGAAUGAAACAUUUUUUUGUCUCCAGAAUUCUGCCUUAUGGGCUGUUUUUGACUCAAACUUAUUGAUUUUAAAUGAAAUUGCUAGUAAAAUGUUGCUAUACAUAGACCUGCCAUAAAUUAUAUAAUGUUGUAUGGUGCUGUGGUCUAGUGGUCUUCGAGGUGAAAUCCAAAGGUGAGGGGUCACGGGUUCGAUUAACUUUUACUCGAAAAUAUUUUUCCCUUCUUUAACUGUUCAAUUUUAGCUAAUUAUAAAGCAUUUUUAAGUCCCUUGGAGUCAAAAAGACGUAUCAAUAAUAAUGUUUUUUUCCCGAAGUGCUUCAACCAACUACGUUACUUGUGUAGCAAAGUAUUCUACCCUAUAAGCGUUCCCCGGUUUACUAGUUUCGAACAUUGGAGAAUUCUCAAAAUUCCUAGUUUUGUACAAGAAACAGUCAAAAAAAUAUUUAUUUGCUUCUUUAUUAACCAGAUAACAUAUUUACAAAGUUUGUUUAUAUCGCAGAAUAGCAAUGGUAGCCUUGCAACUCUCUAAAAAAGUAAAAUAUACUAGCACUUGUUACCCUUGCUGACCAAGCGACCCUGUGGUCCGGUGGUAUUAGCGGGUGACUGCUAAUGUCAAAGGUCAUGAGGUCGCGGGUUCGAAUCCCGGCUCAAGCGCUGUUUUUCCUCCAAAAAUUCAAGCGGCAUUCACGUGGAGAGAUGGACAUUGGAACAAUGGAAGGACAAUGGAACAAUGGGAAACAAUAGGAAUUUCCAAAACAAUGGGCAUUCAAAAUGGGAAAAAAGAGCUGGGAUUCGGACGGCGCAUGCGCUUCCCGGUGGGCGGUAGUCCCCGGCUCCGGACAUCCGGAGCUGGGGAAGACCGCUUACCGGGGGAUACCUACGGAGUUGUAGGCUGGCCUCCGACUGAAAAGUCAGGGGGACAUGCUCGUCUCCAAGACGAAAUGUAGGGGGACAGUCUGCACUCCAAGAGAAAAUACAGGGGGAAGGUUCAAAAAUUUUUUUUAAAAAAAAAUUUACAAGUAUAAAGGGUCCCCCACUCCGCCCCGCCAUGCUGGGCCUCUCCCACGGAGUGCCCCAACGCCCCACCUGCACUGCAAGAUCCUGGUGGGGCCCAACCAGUCAUUCUUCGCUCCAUCUAUCUUACCAUCACUGCAGGCUGCCCUUUAUCUCUAAGGUAAGAGGAUUUAUUUUCUCCUGCACCAUCUCUUCGACUGCCCGUCAUUUUAACAAGCAUAUUGUACAACAAAGAACCAGUAUCAAAACUCAUCUCCUAAGGCCUAACCUAGCCUAUUUCUGAGGGGUAAAUCAUAUUGCACCAUUUCCCCCGUUGCUGCAAGACACCAUUGGCUUACUGGGGGCACUGCCCUGCAAACCUAAAACAGACAACCUAACCGGCCGAAAGAUCACACUGCUUUUAGGGGAAAAAAUUGAGAAUUUUUGUAAACAGUGCUAAAAUGCGCACUCCUUGCAGGUUGAUCCGUGUGAGAUGUGAGAGGUGUUGCAGACCCGUUGACCAAGACUACCAAAGCCUACCUACCAGCAACUUUGAUAACUUGACUAGUAAGGCCACUGUUCACAACGUCUACGCGCCACCCAGCAUUUCUCGUCAUUGCCCGGUACGUGCCAAGCACACAGAAAAAUCGUCCCGUUGCAGUGUUAUGGACGAGGGGAAAUUUGGCAGCGAAUGGUCGAAAAGAGCCUAAGCGUCGGCAGUUCAUCACGCAAUAUACUAACCAUAAAAAAAUAAAAUAGUUACUUAAAAGACUGAGAGAAAUAUAACUCAGUGAAAAUAUAUUGAUAAAACAGGUUACAAACAAUGUACUCAGAAGUUAUACUUAACAUAGAAUUAUUUAUUAAAAAGUUUUGAGAAAAGACAGCAAAGGGUGAUGAAAAAACAGACAAAUUUUAGUCCAUAUCAUGAAAAAGAGUGUUCGAUAUUUUUAAGGAUGUGAAAAUCACUUUUGAAAAUACAGAAAUGCAGCGAACGAGUUUUUGAAACCCCCAAAAAAUAAGAAAACCCUUCAGGUAAAAAAGGGGCAAAGUGAAUUGCGAAAAAUAUUUGGAUUCUUCUGAAAACGAGAACAGUUUUGGAUCAAUUACAAAUUAUAUUAUCAAAAUUUGCAAAACAUUUUAAAAUAAAAAAGGGGGCCAAAGAAACUUUCCUAGCUUAGCGAACCCUCAAAUCAUUGACCAAUUAUCGAUCUUGAAAUAAGUUUGAAUAAAAUAAAUGUUGUGUACCUACAACGGCUUUUGCGUAAAAAUUUUACCAGAAAAUUAAUGUAAAAUGAUAGCAAGUUUGCUAAUUUGGUACAGAAACAAAUGCUAAAAACUAGAAGGGAUUUUUUGAAAAAUGAGAAAAAGCACUUUUGGUUUUAAAAAUGUGGGGGAAAGAAAGGGUAGAAGAUGAGAAAGGAACUAGUAACAGUAUAAAUGAAAAUAUUAUUAAAAAGAGAUAUUUAAAAUAAAUUGCUAUUUAAUACGAACAAACAUAACUAUAUGCCUAAUUAAUGAAUUUAAAGUAGAUUAAUUUAAGAUCAGUUGGCUAGGAUUAUAAAUACUAUCUAGUUAUUUAAAUCUUUUUGAGUUUGUGAGAAUUUGACUAUGAAAAAUAUUCUCCUGCCCUGCAAAAAUUAUAAAAAUUUAUUCUUAAGAGCUUAGUACGUGGCUAUUCAUUCUUGAAUAAAAAAUUAGAAAAACAUCAAUGAAUCUUAUUGUUUUAAUCAAACCUGAGGUUAUUACUCGCGAAUAUUUAUAAAGAAAUUUUUUUAUUUCAUCAAGGAAAAACUAGCUAUUUAGUUUAUUGGGUCUAUUCAUAACCUUGAGACUUACACAAUAAUAAUAAUCAUAAUCAUCAUUUCGAUUACAAUUAUAGAACAUUAUCAAUAAUAUUAUCAAUUGCUUAGAUCUAUACAUCAAUUUUACGGUACGUAAAAGGGAUACAUUAGGGAAAUUCCUGCCCCAGUAAUUAUAUUACGUAUCAAAUUACUUUCAAUACUUUAUGUAACUUUAUAGUUCCCUCUUAUUUUACGUUAUUAUUACUGAUAUCGAACUAAAAGUUUCAUUUUACCCGAUAAAUCUAAGUGAUAGGUUAAUGAAUGAUAACUUAAAAUUAGUUAUUAUUGUAACUUUAAAUAAUUGCUUAUAAAGAAUUACUUAGUUAUUUAAUCCUACAAAAUUAAAAAAAUCUUACACUAAUAAAUGAUAAAAGGCGCACAUAAACGUAAUGAACUGCAAGGUUACCUAUUCAACAGAACGUUUCGCCGUACCCUUGACCGAUAGGGUAAAUUAAAUAAUAAUAAAAAGAACUACAUAUACCAAAGACCCUCGCACCCGACUAGAGAGCCAGGACGGAUCAGAAAUUGCUAUCCUUACAACACAACCCCGAUCAACACUUUUAGUUGCUAGAUUGCAGCCUUUCGUUUCCAUUGCGGCACUCCCAUUCACCAAGACAUCGUUGCAGCAAAGAGAAUACUCUAAUACAAUAUGAUUCACUCGCCGUUAAAGCUACCUAUCAUUGGAACAGCCACCGAAAACAUUGCCCCCUCCCGGUGUUUGAAUGUAAACAAAGCUACUUAUUUAAUGUCCCCAUGUAUUUAAUGUAUGAUGAGUUUGGAUCCUGAUUAAAUGUGUACAAUAUACAAGCAAAGAUGACAAGCAAUCGAAGAGAUAGUGGAAGAGAGGUAAUAAAUCCUCUUACCUUGGAGAUGAAGGACAAACUUGCAGAGACGGCAAGACAGGAUGAAGCGAAGAAUGACCAGCUGGAGCCCACCAGAAUCUUGCAGCGCAGGCAGGACGUCGGAGCACUCCGCGGGAAGAGGCCCAGCACGGCGGGGCGGAGUGGGGGUGUGUCCGCACAAACAUUCACUGUUCCCAAUCCCUAAUACAAGAAGCCGUAAAGAGAAUGUGCAGACACGAUGCAGGUGCAAAAACGAAUGACAGAGCUUUCUGGCAUUCCCGAUUUUUUCAAAUACUGAACCCAGGGUAAGAAGUAUUGAACCGAAUUAUAAAUGCUUGGGAACCGAAAACAAUCCAGAAAAAGGAACAAUUUUUUUAUUCGAGAGUCAAGAAAAAAUCGCACAUAGAAAUAGGGUCGAACCUGACCAGAACCUGGAAAUUCUAUGACACUAUGGCAAAUAAAGGCACUUUUUGUGUCCUCUCCUGCCCCCCUUUUUCCGGCAUCAACUAAUCUCAAGUAUCCAAGCAAAGCUAACUGUAUCCAAACAUGGCAUCAACUAACUCCAGCCUCAACACCAUAAUGUGGUGCUUACCUAGAUUACCUAAAUAGUUAUUCAAAAAUCAAAGAUCCCAUAUACGUUUAACCAAAUAAAAAAAUCUAGCCUCAAAACAUCUGGAACGCUAAAAGGAAAUUUUUGUAAAAAUAGAACGGCUUUCCUAUAACAAAACAUUUUAGCAUUCUAAGUCCAAGAAAAUGAUUUUGUUUUUCAUAGGCAAAAAAACUUCCAAAUACGAUUUUUACUGAAUGAAAGCGAAAAUGGAUUCCUGUAAAGAGCAAAGUUUUCCUCUCUAACUCCCCCACCUCUCUAAAUCUCUGAUAAUAUUUUGGAUUGCAAACAGGAUUCUUUAAAGGGUAAUGGAAACCUGUUACAACACGUUAGGAGCAAAUGGUCGGUGAUUGUGAAAUGAGAGCCCUGCUUGUAACUGACUUUAAACGGAAGGGCCACCCUUGCCAUUGGCUCUAUCAUAUCGAUUUGCACCUGCAUUUGAUUAAGUCUAAUUACAAACACAACAUUUUACAAAGUCUUUCUAGAAUGAACCUCCUUCCAUCAUCUGAAAAUUUGAAGCAAACUAUCCCCAAAUUUUUAUCGCUUCAAGCACUAAUAUAAAACGCGCGAGAUGAAAAGUUUUGGGUAAAAUGUGACGCAUGGCUCUAGCAACAGACAUGAUUUUCUGACAAUUGCGAGCAGCAUCUCCUUUGGUGAAGUUCAUCCUUGUUUCCUUCUGUUUUUGUGUCUGUCGUUUGGCAAUUUGAUGAAAGUCACAGGUGAGGAAAGAAAAGAAAGAAAAUAGGCGAGAAAGUAAUAAGCUUUAGAUAAAAAAAUAUUUCAGAAAAAACUUUUAAAAAGGGGAAAAUAAAGGAAAGCUCUUCUUCAUUUAUUGGCAGGGAUAAUUAAUCAAUGAGGAAACGGCUAGCAAAAAUCAGUUUGGCAUUAGAAACAGCCUAAAAAAGAAAUUUUUCUCUCCACUUUCACACUCAAAGCACAACCUAGUUUAUCAUAUCUAUAUGCUUGGGAAUUUUGGUAAACGCAUCUUGCUUUUGGCGAAAACGGAAUAGUGAAAUAUAAAUGGUAGAAUAAACAAUUUUUUACAAAAAAAUCAAGCAAACGAAGUUUUUAAGGGCAGUGUAGAUAGAAGUAAAAAAGUUGAAAGAACUAUUGAAAAAUAUCAGACAGAUAAGGAGAGAGGUAGGCGUGAAUGUGUAAACGAUCCUCUCGAAAGUCUGUUUCAUGUUGGCACUGUUGUUUCCAGUUUGCCUACUGUUGCACACUUUGUCCAAGCUGCAACACUUUUCGAAUGACGCUGAUCCUGGUGCUGAUUCUCAACUUUGAUUGGUGUUGAUUUUCUGAUUGUCAAUGAAUUCCUCCAAGAUUGUCCUCCUUUUAAAUGACGUUGAUCGAAUUUCGUAUCCUUUCUCGUUUAUCUGGUCUCUUCUGGAUAGCAGCACAGGGUGGGCUAGUAUGACUUUUCUUCAAUCCAACAUGAACAAGCCAACAUCUCAAGUCCAGUCUCAAGAACCGGCACCAAACGACCACCCUAUCACGUCAACGCUGUUUUGGUUUAUAGUCAAAAAGCGCCCCCCUUUGAAAAUGACCCCCCCCCCUUGAAAAUGAUAUUCAGCUGAUUGGAAGGAAGUUCAGAAUUGGUCAUUCAAGCAGCUUUUCAUACCUAUUACCUAACUUUUGUUUAUAUGUCUACCUUCGGGAUAUGCACCUAUCAAAAUUGACCUGCCAAGUUCACUUCACUCAGUCUUUGAAACAAACUUUUAAGUAAAUGGAAAUAAUUUUGGAAAACAAAGGUGCAUAAAGUAAUAUCUGUAUGCAAUAAGCCUAUGACAUGACUUCCUGGCAUUCCCAUAGUAAUUAUCCUGUUAUAACAAGCCGAAAAUAUGAAUAAAAACUGAAACCUCUGCUAAAGGAUAGUCAACCUUUACCUAGUAAAUUUUAAAAUUGUUUUAGAGGAAUAGAAAAAUAUCUUGUAUAGAAAAAUGAAAGAUUUUUUUGGAAAAAACUUAGGGCUUGCAAAAUAUAUAAAGCAAUUGGCCUUAACCCCAGGACAAAACUAAACAUACUGGGGAACCUCCAUCAAGUUUUAUUUUAAAUAAAUUUGAUUUGAAAAUAUUGGACCUUGUUUGGUUGAAAAAGCUGCUCAAAUGACCUUUUCCCUUAACGGUGGAAUAAAAAUGCAGUCAAUGCUGGCAAGCACAUAUCAAAAUAAACAGUAGUAAUUCACCCUCAAAAACUGAAAGAUCAAAUACAUGCACACACAAGCAAAAACAGUGCAAGCUUCCCAAGUUUCAUAUUCGUGCUCACUUCUCCCUGAGCGUAGCCUGGUAAAAGUUUUCUCUAGGUAAUAGAAUGCCAUCAAGGUAAUCAGUGGGAUGGAGGCUUAAAUUGUUCCCAAAGAGAGCUUUUGCCAGCAAACACCGCACUUCUAACCCAUUCACAAUCAAAAUUAUUUACAUGAAUGCAUUCUGUAUCAUCUGUCCAUCUUCUCAACAGUUCUUCAUUUGAUCUUCUUUGCUUCAUCUUCUUGUGAACAUCCUUUUGUGCAUCUUCUUCUUCUGCAACGUCUUCUUCUGCCUCUUCUUCUUGUGUAUCUUCCCAAGUGAAGUCAUUCCUCAGAACAACUGACCUUUAAAAUAAUAAAAAACGUUCAAAAAAUGUUCAGGAAGUCAACGGCGAAGGAAUGAAAGAUUUAGCCCAGCGUAGAAAAGAGAAAAGAACAUGUAUGACAUUCCAGUGCGAGGUUAUGUGUAAAACCUUUUGCAAAUCAAACAUAAUUAUAACUUAUCCUUCAAGAUCAAGUAAAGUAAACUAAUUUUUAAGUAAACUAAACAGAGUGGCAAAAAACUUACAUCUUCUUCGAAGAAAAAAAAUUAUAUAAACAUCUUAGAAUAGUGAAAAUACUUUUAUCCACAAUAAAAGUAAGGUUAUUAUUAGCAAAAUAUAUGAAUUUCACUCACCAAUGACUUCCUCCUUUGGUUGACAUCAAAGCACAUGGUGAUGGUGGAUGUGGUAAGAGUUGACUUCAAUUUCAGAGCAAUCACCACUGAAACAAUGACCUGUAACACAAAAAAGUGAUGAUAAACAUGAACCGCUUGCUUGUCUGUUUGCUAAAAAAACAAGAUGGACGAAGAAUGCAUCUUAAAAAGGUGUUUGAGACAUCAGUAAACCUCGAAGCGCAGUAUAUAUAUAAAAAGUAAAAAUGCAGUAAAUUCAAGAGAAAUAACAAUCAGUUUGAAAAUCAAGUUCAUUGAUUGAUCAUCUUAGAUAAAAAUUAAAAGCAAAGAGAGGCAAAGUAUUCGGUAUAUAACAAAGGCCAAAAAUAUGACAAGAUGUCUCGUGUCAGUUAACUCAAAAGAGAAGAAGAAAAAAUGGAAGAUAUUUAAGAAAAUAUGCCAUUAAACAGAAAACAUUUCCAUUCUCAACGACAAGUCGGUUAUUCUGUAGCAUAAACUUCGACUUUAACUCACCAAUUACUUUCUCUCAGAUUAGUUGAAAAAAUCAGGAAGCAAUUUCUUUUCACUAAUCAUGGCUGCAAGAUGAAUCGAAUCCAAAGUAACUGGAGACGUUCUAUCCGACAGAGUUGAUUUCGAACUUCAGAAAAUAGUCUUCUGGAACUGAAACGCUUGUAACAAGAUUUGAUAACCAUUGCCUUUAUCAAACAAGGUCAUGAAGAAAUGAUUCCACAGCAAAUUCAGAUAAUAUUCUCAAAACUUUAUACAGUGCCAGUCUCUUUUAUCGAACGAGCUGAAACAAAUGAAAACGAUGGCUUUAUUAUGGGUAGACUUCUUCUGUAACUGAAAAAAUCAAAAAGAAAUAGGAUCAAUUUUCAAACCAUAUCGGAGAAUAUAAGGAACCUCAUUGUUGUAAAAGAUUUAUUGAAGUUGCCAAAAACAAGCUAUAUGAUUGAAUUUCUUAACUAAAAAUUGAUAGGAAAAAUAGGCAGAAUAUUUGAUAUGAAACAACGGCAAAAAAAUCAGAACAUCUCUCCUAUCAGCAAACUCAAAAGAGAGGAAGAAAAACUAAAUAGAUUUUUACAGAAAAUGGCAAAAAAUUAACAAAAUUUCCCUUCUUAAUGACAAGUCGGUUAUUCUGUAGCAUAAACUUCGACAUUAACUCACCAAUUACUUUCUCUCAGAAUAAUUCAAGAAAUCAGGAAGCAAUUUCUUUCCACUCUUCAAUAAGUGGCUGCCAGAUGAAUCGAAUCCAAAGUAACUGGAGACGUUCUAUCCGACAGAGUUGAUUUCGAACUUCAGAGCAUAGUCUUCUGGAACUAAAACGCUUGUAACAAUAUGUCAUAACCAUUGCCUUUAUCAAACAAGGUCAUGAAGAAAUGAUUCCACAGCAAAUUCAGAAAAUAUUCUCAAAACUUUAUGCAGUGCCAGUCUCUUUUAUCCAACGAGCUGAAACAAAUGAAAACGAUGGCUUUAUAAUGGGUAGACUACUUGCUUCACUGCAAAAAUUCAAAACAAAGAAGGAUAUAUUUGUCACAGAGCAACAAAGAGAACAGCCAUCCUUCCUUUAAGGGUAUCAGCAAUCUCAUUGCUAGAAAUAUAUUAUUGGAGUUGGAAAAAGCAAGUUAAUUGAUUGAACAUCUUAAAUAAAAAUUAAAAGCAAAGAGAGGCAAAGUAUUCGGUAUGUAACAAGGGCCAAAAAUAUCACAAGAUCUCUCGUGUCAGUUAACUCAAAAGAAAAGAAGAAAAAAUGGAAGAUAUUUAAGAAAAUAUGCAAUUAAACAGAAAACAUUUCCCUUCUCAACGACAAGUCGGUUAUUCUGUAGUAUAAACUUCGACUUUAACUCACCAAUUACUUUCUCUCAGAUUAGUUGAAAAAAUCAGGAAGCAAUUUCUUUUCACUAAUCAUGGCUGCAAGAUGAAUCGAAUCCAAAGUAACUGGAGACGUUCUAUCCGACAGAGUUGAUUUCGAACUUCAGAGAAUAGUCUUCUGGAACUGAAACGCUUGUAACAAGAUUUGAUAACCACUGCCUUUAUCAAACAAGGUCAUGAAGAAAUGAUUCCACAGCAAAUUCAGAAAAUAUUCUCAAAACUUUAUGCAGUGCCAGUCUCUUUUAUCCAACGAGCUGAAACAAAUGAAAACGAUGGCUUUAUAAUGGGUAGACUACUAGCUUCACUGCAAAAAUUCAAAACAAAGAAGGAUAUAUUUGUCACAGAUCAACAAAGAGAACAGCCAUCCUUCCUUUAAGGGUAUCAGCAAUCUCAUUGCUAGAAAUAUAUUAUUGCAGUUGGAAAAAGCAAGUUAAUUGAUUGAACAUCUGAAAUAAAAAUUAAAAGCAAAGAGAGGCAAAGUAUUCGGUAUGUAACAAGGGCCAAAAAUAUCACAAGAUGUCUCGUGUCAGUUAACUCAAUAGAGAAGGAGAAAAAAUGGAAGAUAUUUAAGAAAAUAUGCCAUUAAACAGAAAACAUUUCCCUUCUCAACGACAAGUCGGUUAUUCUGUAGUAUAAACUUCGACUUUAACUCACCAAUUACUUUCUCUCAGAUUAGUUGAAAAAAUCAGGAAGCAAUUUCUUUUCACUAAUCAUGGCUGCAAGAUGAAUCGAAUCCAAAGUAACUGGAGACGUUCUAUCCGACAGAGUUGAUUUCGAACUUCAGAGCAUAGUCUUCUGGAACUGAAACGCUUGUAACAAGAUUUGAUAACCAUUGCCUUUAUCAAACAAGGUCAUGAAGAAAUGAUUCCACAGCAAAUUCAGAAAAUAUUCUCAAAACUUUAUACAGUGCCAGUCUCUUUUAUCCAACGAGCUGAAACAAAUGAAAACGAUGGCUUUAUAAUGGGUAGACUACUUGCUUCACUGCAAAAAUUCAAAACAAAGAAGGAUAUAUUUGUCACAGAGCAACAAAGAGAACAGCCAUCCUUCCUUUAAGGGUAUCAGCAAUCUCAUUGCUAGAAAUAUAUUAUUGCAGUUGGAAAAAGCAAGUUAAUUGAUUGAACAUCUUAAAUAAAAAUUAAAAGCAAAGAGAGGCAAAGUAUUCGCUAUGUAACAAGGGCCAAAAAUAUCACAAGAUCUCUCGUGUCAGUUAACUCAAAAGAAAAGAAGAAAAAAUGGAAGAUAUUUAAGGAAAUAUGCAAUUAAACAGAAAACAUUUCCCUUCUCAACGACAAGUCGGUUAUUCUGUAGUAUAAACUUCGACUUUAACUCACCAAUUACUUUCUCUCAGAUUAGUUGAAAAAAUCAGGAAGCAAUUUCUUUUCACUAAUCAUGGCUGCAAGAUGAAUCGAAUCCAAAGUAACUGGAGACGUUCUAUCCGACAGAGUUGAUUUCGAACUUCAGAGCAUAGUCUUCUGGAACUGAAACGCUUGUAACAAGAUUUGAUAACCAUUGCCUUUAUCAAACAAGGUCAUGAAGAAAUGAUUCCACAGCAAAUUCAGAAAAUAUUCUCAAAACUUUAUACAGUGCCAGUCUCUUUUAUCCAAUGAGCUGAAACAAAUGAAAACGAUGGCUUUAUAAUGGGUAGACUACUUGCUUCACUGCAAAAAUUCAAAACAAAGAAGGAUAUAUUUGUCACAGAGCAACAAAGAGAACAGCCAUCCUUCCUUUAAGGGUAUCAGCAAUCUCAUUGCUAGAAAUAUAUUAUUGCAGUUGGAAAAAGCAAGUUAAUUGAUUGAACAUCUUAAAUAAAAAUUAAAAGCAAAGAGAGGCAAAGUAUUCGGUAUGUAACAAGGGCCAAAAAUAUCACAAGAUCUCUCGUGUCAGUUAACUCAAAAGAAAAGAAGAAAAAAUGGAAGAUAUUUAAGAAACAUUUCCAUUCUCAACGACAAGUCGGUUAUUCUGUAGCAUAAACUUCGACAAUAACUCACCAAUUACUUUCUCUCAGAAUAAUUCAAGAAAUCAGGAAGCAAUUUCUUUCCACUCUUCAAUAAGUGGCUGCCAGAUGAAUCGAAUUCAAAGUAAAUGAAGAUGUUUUAUCCGAGAGAGUUGAUUUCGAACUUCAGAGCAUAGUCUUCUGGAACUGAAACGCUUGUAACAAUAUGUGAUAACCAUUGCCUUUAUCAAACAAGGUCAUGAAGAAAUGAUUCCACAGCAAAUUCAGAUAAUACUCUCAAAACUUUAUGCAGUGCCAGUCUCUUUUAUCGAACGAGCUGAAACAAAUGAAAACGAUGGCUUUAUAAUGGGUAGACUACUUUCUUCACUGCAAAAAUUCAAAACAAAGAAGGAUAUAUUUAUCACAGAUCAACAAAGAGAACAGCCAUCCUUCCUUUAAGGGUAUCAGCAAUCUCAUUGCUAGAAA
Molecule: messenger RNA, 14815 nt
Organism: Rhopilema esculentum
Lineage: Eukaryota; Metazoa; Cnidaria; Scyphozoa; Rhizostomeae; Rhizostomatidae
Product: sugar transporter SWEET1
Biological process (GO): carbohydrate transport
Cellular component (GO): membrane
Molecular function (GO): sugar transmembrane transporter activity
Source: RefSeq, a predicted model, not a curated record